AAAGAAACACAAACCCUGCUCUACAGGGAAGAAAUGGGGCUUGGCCAGGAGGAGGAGACGCCACCGGCAUCGCCGUCUAUCGGCGGAGACCAAGAGGAAGAGAUAUGGAACCACAAGAAGCAAACCGUCAUACUUGAACUGUCGGAGAAGCUCAUAAAUGGAGAUCUCCAGGCCAAGAUUGAAGCAGCCAGGGACAUAAGGAAAGUCGUCAGGAAAUCCUCCGUCAAGACUCGCUCUAAGUUCGCUGCUGCCGGAGUAAUCCAGCCACUCGUUUUCAUGCUUCUCUCUCCUAAUCAUGAUGCCCGGGAAGCCUCCCUCCUCGCUCUCCUCAAUCUUGCCGUUAGAAACGAAAGAAACAAGGUCAACAUAGUGACAGCAGGUGCUGUCCCUCCUCUUGUGGAGCUACUCAAAUUGCAGAACAGUAGUUUGCGAGAAUUAGCCACAGCAGCAAUAUUAACCCUUUCUGCUGCUGCACCUAACAAGCCAAUGAUUGUAGCUUCUGGAGCUGCACCUCAUUUAGUUCAAAUUCUUAGCUCUGGAAGUGUUCAAGGAAGAGUUGAUGCCGUCACUGCAUUGCAUAAUCUAUCCACUUGCAAGGAGAAUCCUGUUCCCAUUCUUGAUGCUAAAGCAGUUUUCCCACUAAUCAAACUUCUAAAAGAAUGCAAGAAAUAUUCCAAGUUUGCUGAAAAAGCAACAGCCCUACUUGAGAUCCUUUCUAAGUCAGAAGAAGGGCGGGUUGCCAUCACUAACUCAGAUGGUGGGAUUUUGACCUUGGUAGAGACCGUUGAAGAUGGAUCUCUUGUUAGCAUGCAGCAUGCGGUUGGAGCAUUACUUUCCAUGUGUCAGAGCUGCCGAGACAAGUACCGGGAACUCAUUCUUAAAGAGGGUGCAAUCCCUGGUCUUCUGCGACUGACUGUAGAGGGCACCACUAUAGCUCAAGAGAGAGCUAGGACACUGUUGGAUUUGCUCAGGGAAACUCCUCAGGAAAAGAAAUUGGCUUCCUCAGUUCUUGAAAAAAUUGUUUAUGACAUUGCUACACGGGUUGAUGGAGCAGAUAAAGCUGCUGAAACAGCCAAGAAGUUACUGGAAGACAUGGUUCAAAGAAGUAUGGAGCUAAGCAUGAACCGCAUCCAACAUCGGGCUGCAUCUUGUACACCUGCAAAGGUUCCUCAUGAAUAAUUCAUGCCUUCCGCCCCAAGAGGCAAGUAUACUGGUCAAAACUCUCUGCACCAGCUUUAGAUAACAGUAGGGAUUUGCCUUCUGGAGGUGAUAUUUGCUACCUCAUGGGUGUGUUGUACAUCUUGAUCCUAAUAUCAUGUAUAUAUAAAAAACCUCUCUACUUUAACACGUGUACAUUUUUUCUAAUCAGAAUUAUAGGAGGCCCUGAGGCAGGGUCCCUUUGAAGGUUCUUGACUGAAUACUUGUUCAAAGUUUUCUUCUUUAUCAAAUCAGUUCCUUCAAUCAUCAACUAAUAAGAAAAGUAGAUAUUUUCC
Messenger RNA from Rubroshorea leprosula, 1493 nucleotides. The record is from the annotation of a GenBank genome assembly. Lineage: Eukaryota; Viridiplantae; Streptophyta; Magnoliopsida; Malvales; Dipterocarpaceae.